This is a messenger RNA of Cucurbitaria berberidis CBS 394.84, 360 nucleotides long. RefSeq names its product COX6B-domain-containing protein. Gene Ontology annotation, cellular component: respiratory chain complex IV; mitochondrion. NCBI's taxonomy places the organism in Eukaryota, Fungi, Ascomycota, Dothideomycetes, Pleosporales, Cucurbitariaceae. The coding region runs from base 1 to 360 and encodes 119 amino acids. The record is from RefSeq and is a predicted model, not a curated record. The transcript is spliced from 4 exons.
AUGUCUGACAACGAGAACGGCGACGAGCUCGUAACGAAGCCCUUCAAGUUCGUGACUGCUCCUACAGCUCCCCCAAACCACGUGAAAUACAAUUAUCCCAAGCUCGGAAUAUGCGACAAAGGUGCUGACGAGCCUCGGCGCUCUCUAGGCUUCGAUGCCCGCUUCCCGAACCAGAACCAGACCAAGCACUGCUGGCAGAAUUAUGUCGACUACCACAAGUGCACUAUCGCCAAGGGCGAGGACUUUGCCCCCUGCCGCCAGUUCCUGUUGGCUUAUAAAUCCCUCUGCCCAAGUGGCUGGACAUCGCGAUGGGACGACCAGCGUGAGGCGGGCAACUUCCCUGUCAAGCUUGAUCAGUAA